GAGUGUAUCUCUAUCCACGUGGGGCAAGCAGGUGUCCAGAUUGGCAAUGCCUGCUGGGAACUGUACUGUCUUGAACAUGGAAUUCAGCCUGAUGGUCAGAUGCCAAGUGACAAAACCAUUGGCGGUGGGGACGACUCAUUCAACACAUUCUUCAGUGAGACUGGCGCUGGCAAGCAUGUGCCCAGAGCAGUGUUUGUGGACCUGGAGCCCACUGUUGUUGAUGAAGUGCGCACGGGGACCUACAGGCAGCUGUUCCACCCAGAGCAGUUGAUCACAGGGAAGGAAGAUGCAGCCAAUAAUUAUGCCAGAGGCCACUACACCAUUGGCAAGGAGAUUGUGGAUCUGGUUCUGGACCGGAUCCGCAAACUGGCAGAUCUGUGCACAGGACUGCAAGGCUUCCUCAUCUUCCACAGCUUUGGGGGUGGCACUGGCUCUGGGUUUGCAUCUCUGCUCAUGGAACGGCUCUCAGUAGACUACAGCAAGAAGUCCAAGCUGGAAUUUGCUAUUUACCCAGCCCCUCAGGUUUCCACAUCUGUGGUGGAGCCCUACAAUUCCGUCCUGACUACCCACACAACCCUGGAACACUCUGACUGUGCCUUCAUGGUGGACAAUGAAGCUAUCUAUGACAUCUGUCGACGCAACCUGGACAUUGAACGCCCCACAUACACCAAUCUCAAUCGUCUGGUUGGCCAGAUCGUGUCCUCCAUCACUGCCUCCCUGCGUUUUGAUGGGGCUCUGAAUGUGGACUUGACAGAAUUCCAGACCAACCUGGUACCAUACCCCCGCAUCCACUUCCCCCUGGCCACUUACGCUCCAGUCAUCUCUGCUGAGAAGGCCUACCAUGAGCAGCUGUCCGUGGCUGAGAUCACCAAUGCUUGCUUUGAGCCAGCCAAUCAGAUGGUCAAGUGUGACCCUCGCCAUGGCAAGUACAUGGCCUGCUGCAUGUUGUACAGGGGGGAUGUGGUCCCAAAAGAUGUCAAUGCUGCCAUCGCCACCAUCAAGACCAAACGUACCAUCCAGUUUGUGGAUUGGUGCCCAACUGGAUUUAAGGUGGGCAUUAACUACCAGCCCCCCACUGUGGUCCCAGGGGGAGACCUGGCCAAGGUGCAGAGGGCUGUGUGCAUGCUCAGCAACACCACUGCCAUCGCUGAGGCCUGGGCACACCUGGACCACAAGUUCGAUCUCAUGUAUGCCAAGCGGGCCUUUGUGCACUGGUACGUAGGAGAAGGCAUGGAGGAAGGGGAGUUCUCUGAGGCCAGGGAGGACCUGGCAGCACUGGAGAAGGAUUAUGAAGAGGUGGGUGUGGAUUCCAUGGAAGCAGAGGCUGAAGAAGGAGAGGAAUACUGAGUGGGAGGGUGCAGCUGGCAGACAUUCCUGUCUUCCACUGUCUCCUGCCACACAUCAACACGGCUGCCUUCAAGUUGUUUACAAUUA
Heterocephalus glaber (naked mole-rat) is the source of this 1434-nucleotide messenger RNA. NCBI's taxonomy places the organism in Eukaryota, Metazoa, Chordata, Mammalia, Rodentia, Bathyergidae. The record is from RefSeq and is a predicted model, not a curated record.